CAACGACGAAUCCCCUUAACAAGGCCGAACAGAUUAACCUGGAGACAAAGUUCAGGAAAAGCCCUUGUCUCAAUAACCCCUUCUCCUCCUUCCUCUUCAUCUUCCUCUUCGUCGUCAUCGUCAUUGAUACCAUUUCUCUCCCGAGAACCUUGCUCCUCCACCCCUCGCCGCCGGCAGCAUUUACAUUUAUAUAAACCAAGCAACCACAACUUGACAUUCCUCGAUUCCAAUCAGGGUCGGCACUUGGGCAUUCUGCCACAUUUAUUGCGCAAAACCACCGUCGGCGGUAACUAGACUACGCAAGUCUCCAGCCGGGGUAUAAUAACCGUCAUCAAAUUUACCGCGCCUCGUGUGGCCCUCCAACAGAAAUCAUGGUUCACCAUUCUCAAUCGGAGUGGCCGGCAUGGACUUAUUCCGUCGCUGCCACUGACGAUUUUACACAAUAUGCCCAGAUACCAGAGUAUCCGUUUCUUGCGGAAUCCAUGAAGGCUUACCAGGCACAACAUAACCAUCUUGUCCACCACCAGCAGAUGUCGCGAACAACAGAAUCAAAGCCACGACUUUCAAAGGAAGAGGUGGAGGUUCUUGAGGCCGAGUUCCAGAAAAACCACAAGCCAAACAGCAGUACGAAGAAGGCCCUGGCCGAGAGCAUGAGAGUUGACCAUGCACGAAUCAAUAACUGGUUUCAAAACAGGAGGGCUCGAGAAAAGAAGGAAAAUAAUAUUCGAGAAUACGAGGCUAGACAGCGAGCUGAAAAAGAAAGGACAGGCGGAGAGAUGGGUCUCCAAGGCUCUGAUCGCAAGCGUGACCUGGUUGCUUCUUCUGCUCCCUUCCCCGAGCCGCGACAGGCUUCGCAAGCCAAAGAACAGUCCCCGGACGCCCCCUCGCAGCUCUCAACGGCAUCUGAGAGCUCCACCGAUGCUUAUGGAACAACACCGCCAGUUACUCCCCAUCUCGGCUCAACGUCUUCUCUCGUCUUCCGCCCCUUGGACACGAUGCUGUCUAUUGAAAACACUUCCGACGAGUAUGCCAACGAAUACCAGGAGAUGGACCUUGAGCGGAUAACGGCCUUCUUGGACCAGACCGGCAUCCCAAGCAGCCCAGGCAGACAGCUCAAGUCACCCUGCCCUGCAGACAUUGCCUCUCGCCGUAACCGCCAGACCCCUCAGCUAUCAUUCAACGGCCCGCGAAGCUACUCGGGCGGCCCUAGAACUGGAAUUGAUGCGGCUAGACGCCCCGAGCAAGUUGCUUCUAUGCGUCGAGUUGUCUCUACUUCAGGAACAGGGAGAGUUCGCAAGUCGUCUGCCUCUGCUGCCACGCCACGCAGCCCCUUUUUUCAAAGAAAUCGCUCACCAAUGGCCCCUGGCUCAGCGGCACCGCCCACGCCAAACACCCCCGUCGUCACAGAGCCACAAAAUGCCAACGGUGGCCUGUUCCCUCUCACUACCAAGUACUCGUCGUCGGCUCUGAUUCAAGAUCCUACCUUGCGCACGCCACCGACGACACCGGCCUUCUUGGAGAACUUUGUGUUCCAUAACAACGGUGCCUCCUACGCGAUGGGCAACUUUGGCGCGAGGUCAUAUUCCGACGAUCUUGAUGCGUCAAUUCACGGAACGGCAGCAGACUAUGAUGCUAGUAUCAAGGCUUGCUCUAGUCAGCCUACAACCCCCAUGUUUCCUUACCAAAUGGGUGCUGGUUAUUUCUCUGGCUACGCAGACAACUCUGACUACAAUUGGUCCUUUUCACCAAACAGCGGCGAGUCAGCUCCAGAGUUUGGCAUGCCCUAUAACUCAUCUAUGAGCAUGCUUUAAAUUUUUGGAUAAGCAAGCACAACACUACCAAGAACUAGAUGCGCAAGGCACGUCUCAGUUUUCUUUUAUAUCUGGCUAACUGCCAUAUUGCACACUCCCUCGUUUGAGAGUUGUGUCUGCAAUUAUGUAUACUAUAAACGGCCGUGGCUGUCAUUUUUCCUUUGUUUAUUCUUUCCUUUGUAAGGCUUGGGCUAGCGGUUAGCAUAUACAUUAGCAUUGGACUGUAUGAGGAGCGGCAUUUUGGUUUCUAGUUUUGAGCUAUGGAAGCAGCUUUUUUUUCUGGGGGACCUGGUUUUUCCUUUGUUAUGACUCCGGUGCUGUUGGAUCCUGCAUGAUUAGUGCCUCCAUUGGAGACACCUCUGUCCAUGUUUGGCGCUCUGGCGUGGGAUUGGGACUGAAAUACCCCGGGGUUAGAAGUGAUUGGAAGUGCGACGAGAUAACUACGCAUACUAUGUGACCUUUUGCAGUUAAAUAAUAGCAAAAUAUGAAGUAUCUAUACC
Messenger RNA from Trichoderma virens Gv29-8, 2311 nucleotides. RefSeq lists its product as uncharacterized. NCBI's taxonomy places the organism in Eukaryota, Fungi, Ascomycota, Sordariomycetes, Hypocreales, Hypocreaceae. Gene Ontology annotation, molecular function: DNA-binding transcription factor activity, RNA polymerase II-specific; DNA binding. The record is from RefSeq and is a predicted model, not a curated record. The transcript has 3 exons. Bases 372 to 1811 code for a protein of 479 amino acids. Gene Ontology annotation, cellular component: RSC-type complex; nucleus. Gene Ontology annotation, biological process: regulation of transcription by RNA polymerase II.